Messenger RNA from Schistocerca cancellata (South American locust), 2900 nucleotides. RefSeq lists its product as uncharacterized. The transcript has 6 exons. Bases 58 to 609 code for a protein of 183 amino acids. NCBI's taxonomy places the organism in Eukaryota, Metazoa, Arthropoda, Insecta, Orthoptera, Acrididae. The record is from RefSeq and is a predicted model, not a curated record.
UCGUGUUGGAGGCGGACCGCAGCUGCCGAGGAGGUCCGUCCGGGCAGCCGCCAGGCCAUGGGGGGACACCUGCCGAGGAGCGGCGCCGCGCGCGGCAGCAAGUGCGCGCCGCCCUGCGGGCCAGAAGCGGCGUGCAGACAUUUCCCCAACAGCACGUCGCUCUGCGUGUGCGUGCACGACGCCUCGCCGGCCGUACAGGGUCGCAAGUGUCCGCGUGUCGCAAUUCCCGUGUCGCUGCGGUCAAUUCCAGUGAUAGUGCCGACCAAUGGGACAAACGGAUCGCUGUGGCGCACAUCUCUCCAACAGGCGCCGGGCCAGUUGCCACCCAAGCCCACGGCGCCGUCGUGGGCGGCUGGCACGCUGCAGACGGCGGCCGCCGUGUCCCUGCUGCUGGUGGCGCUGCUACUCAGCACAGCCGUCACCUGCAUCUGGCGGCGCCUGCUGGCGGUGCGGUCCGCCACUGGGCCUAGCGCUGCCCCUCAACAUUUCACGUUGUCAGACGGCGAGGACGGGCUGAGCGGUACAGAGGAGUGCCUGCUGGAGGUGGAGCGCGACACGGCGCACGACGCCAGCCGGCGGCCACGCCCACCAGCCCCCGCUCCCUCGUGACGACAUCCGCUUCCUGCACCAGUCGGGCGCCGGCUGCUGUACACAGAAUUCCAUGUCAGCGAACAACUGUGUUUGACAUGAACGAGCCAUCUUCUAAUAGCAUGAGUGGAUCCUGCUCUAUGUUCUUUGAUGACACAUCAGAGUUUGAUGGGUGAUGGCAGUUGCAGUUUUGGAGUCUGGUGCUAUGUGACCACCUAAACUUUUUACUGUCCACAAGGACCAUAAGGAUAACUUUUACUUUCCUGCAGCAACCUUUAUAUGUCAAAGUAGUAAUCAGUGAGGCUAGUGACAACCAUUGCCUGCAAUUGUUUUAUUCACUUCCAAUUCAAAUGCUCCUGUGUUAUGCCAGUUCUGUAAAAUUUGAAACAUUCUGUGUAUGAAGGCCUUGGGCUUUAAUGCGGUGGAUGUGUAAUGUGUGUCUCCCAUUCUCUGCCUACAGUCAGAGAUGCUCUGGCACCUCACAUGGAACAUAGAUGCUAUACAAGUAACAGAAAUAGGAACUACAUACAGACAAUGUAACAAUUUGUACAUAACAGCAGUUUCUGGCAGAUGGGAUACUGACACCAUAACAUUCAACUAAAAAGAAACAGUGAACCUGAUGCAGACUUUUAGUGAAAGCUUACGUUAGUAUGGAAAGUAUUACUGAUGCAUAAAACUACAUUAGUCUAAGAAAAAUGUGAAAAUAUUUACAUACACCAAAACUACUUACUCUCGUACAAUAAUAAGAGUGCUGUCCUUAUAUGCUACUGAAAAUGGAAAUGAGAUGGAACAAUGCCCAAAAUUUUUUUCCUUCAUUAUUUCACUUCUUCAAAUCUGCAGAGUGAUUAGCACAGGCAGCAGCAUGCUUCUGUUGUCGAAGAAACGCUGUCUAGCUAAAAUAUCAACUAUUAUCUGGUGAUGACUUACAGUAACAGAAGUUAAUAAUGCAUUGAAAGUAUGGUAGAGGAUUGUCAAAGUAUGUGUUGCAUAUUUGUUCAAUGAUGACCAAUCAAUCUGUGACAGAAUAGUUUUGUAAGUUUAAAAUUACUGUAACUGUUAUUUUAUACACAUAAAUCUAUGUGAAAUAUAUUGUUUGAAAAAGUUAAAUAUCUUUGUUUCCUUUUAAAACAGUUUAAUGGUGGUGAUCUUGUUUUGUUAAAAAACAGAUAAUCAUGAAAAUGAUUUGACAACUGAAAAUUGAUGAAUGCAGUAUUAAUAUCUUAAAUAAAAGAUAAAUCUAGUGAGAGAACAUCAAAAGGGUGGGAGGGGGGUGACAUGGCAGCAGGAGGUUAAAAGUUGAAAGAAUAGAUACAGAGCAAGACAUUUCUCUUGUGAAAUUAAGAGAACAGCAUUUUGUACAUUCUGAAAAGGAGAUGAAAGGGCUUGGCAGCAAAAGGUGGGGAGAGACUGGGUGGGGAGAGGUUGUAGUGACGUAUAAGGAGGCUGAAACUUGUUUUAAGAGCAAGAUAUCAAUUAGUAUCAACUUGUUAUGUAAAAUCAAUCUUUCAAGAAUAAGAGUUAAUGGCAAGCAUAAAUAUAUUAAUAUAUCUACAACUAGGGACUUGAGUUCAAGGUAUUAGGUGGAGAGCAUGUUGCUGAAAAUAUUGAAAAUGACAAUUUCAUGCUACAAAUUAUAUGAGAGUAUUGAAAUUUCUUCUAAAAUGUCCUCUUAAAAUGUAUGCUCCUCCAAAAUUUGUGCUUUACAUAAUUUAAAAUAAAUCCAGUUUAAUAGCAAACCUAUCUCUUCCUCAAUAAUAGCCCAUUUUAAUUAUGUAAAUAAUUUCCUAGUACUGUUGUUCCACGCAACUUAUAGUUGUUUCUACAUUUAGCUGUAUGAUACAUGUUAACAAGGUUAACAGAAAUUCCUUCAUUAAAUGUAAAAUAUGUAAUUUUCAGUAGAAGCAUUAACAAGGACAAACCCAGUGACAUACAGGAGAAGAAACCCACUGACAGAUAGUUGUAUCAGUUCAGUACAAGUUUGAAGAAAUCCAGCACUUUUAACAUGCACUGACUAGUAGCAGCUGUGUCAAGUGCCAUCUGCCUUGAAAUCUCACAAAUAUUUCAUUAGUCACCUCAACACAUACAUGAAUUUACCCACCUCUGUGUCAGAUACUGGGUACCAUUGUGAGUUAAUGUUCUUUUACAGCAAAAAAUUAUACAGUUUCAGUAUAUGUUUUGAAGUUCAUUCCAUCUGGAACACAGACUGACAAACAAAAAUCCUGCUCAUUACAACUUUAAGUAUACAUUUUAUUUUACAAUUAAAAAUUGUGUGGACAGGCCUCUACCAUAUAAGCAUUAAAAUAAGGUAACAU